UGCGUACAGUAAGCUUGACAAUGUCUGGUGGAUCGUUGCAGGCGUCAAAGUUGCUGCUGGCAGGGCGCGGUCCCGCAUUUCACACUACAGAGUAAAAGCAGAUUCAGUGCGAGAAUUCCAUGACUAUCUAAUGCCGACUUCAUCUUGCAUCAGGGCCUGGAAUUUAGAGUUUCUAGGGCCAUACAUAUGCUACACGAGUUCUAUGUGGGAGACAUUGAAUAAGCAUAAGACAAUACCCUAAGGUUAGUUGAGCAGAGCCAACGGAAUUGGCUCUUCCGGUAGUCGGGCCUCUCAAAAUGAGCGCUCCGUCUAGAACUACGGUGGCCGAGUCACCAGCAGAACCAAUCCAGAUGGAGAUGUCGACAGAAAAGAAACCGGUGGUCUGUUUUUUGGGACCUGAGACCUCUUAUACACACCAGGCAGCGCUACAGACUUUUCCGCCGGAGCAAUUCGAGCUCCAACCUGUACAGACCAUCAAAGAUGUCUUCGACACAACUCAAUCCGGCCCCGCGUCAUACGGCGUGGUGCCCUUUGAAAACUCAACCAACGGCUCCGUGGUCUUCACCCUGGACCACUUCGCGGACCGCGAGGCCCGGUACCGAGAUCUGAGCGUCUGUGCAGAGGCAUAUCUGGACGUGCACCACUGCCUGCUGGGAUAUCUCCCUCCUGCCUCGGCGGAGCCCACAACGCCACCGCCCCAGUCCGAUGGAUCGGUGACCGGGCAGAAACAGCCCGCGAUGCCUCUCGCCUCCCUUGGUCAUGUCAAGCGGGUCUACAGCCACCCGCAGGCCUGGGGCCAGGUCACCCGCUUCAUGCACACGUAUCUCAAGGGCAUCGAGACCAUCGAUGUCAGCUCGACGAGCAAAGCCGCCGCACUCGCCAAGGCCGACUCCAGCGGGACGAGCGCGGCGGUCAGCAGUGCGCUAGCGGGCGAGCUGCAAGGCCUCGAUUUCCUGGCCAGGAACAUCGAGGACCGGGAGGACAACACCACCCGCUUUUUCGUGCUGAGGAAGGGCACGGGGAAGCAGGGCAGUGACAUUCCCGAACUGGAAGGCCGGGUCCCGGGAAGAAGGGGUUUGGUGGAGGAGGACAAGAAGAAGAGUCAACAACCGAGGACAAAGUCGCUGGUCUCCUUCACAGUGCCGCAUGCGGCUCCCGGCGCCCUGGCUGAUGUGCUGGAGUGCUUCAGGAAGGGCGGGCUGAACCUCACGAGUAUCAACAGCAGGCCGAGCCUGAGCGAGCCCUUCCAGUAUGUCUUCUUCGUCGAGUUCGAAGGGCACAAGUUCGAGGACCCGGAGGGGAAGGUACAAGAGGUUCUUGAGGGUGUGGGACGCGUCGCGCAGAGCUGGCGCUGGUUGGGAAGCUGGACCAACAUGAGGGCCUGAUGGGGGAUCACUUAUUCAUAUGCAGGAUUCUGAUACACACAAGUGGUUACAUAGGAAUGGGCUCUGGGAAAUCUCUUCAAAUGAGGUGUAGCAAAUCCUUUGCUAGAUGGGGCAUACGCUGGGUAUUUUCACUCUUUUCUAAGCGCAGAUACAUACAAAAUAAGAAUUACCUAUCAGUUGUCAGCCCAGCCCAUCUUACUAUAAGCC
Truncatella angustata is the source of this 1592-nucleotide messenger RNA. RefSeq names its product prephenate dehydratase. The transcript is spliced from 2 exons. Gene Ontology annotation, cellular component: cytoplasm. Lineage: Eukaryota; Fungi; Ascomycota; Sordariomycetes; Amphisphaeriales; Sporocadaceae. The coding region runs from base 297 to 1385 and encodes 362 amino acids. Gene Ontology annotation, biological process: L-phenylalanine biosynthetic process. Gene Ontology annotation, molecular function: chorismate mutase activity; prephenate dehydratase activity. The record is from RefSeq and is a predicted model, not a curated record.